AUGGAUGCCUCGGAAGUACUUCGCACAAUUGCGACGCUUAACACACGGAGCGUUCGAGCGGAAAAGAUUAUUGCAAAAUAUAAACAUAACCUAGCUACAGUACGACAGUCGCUAGCGCAGACCAGCAACGAGCUCGACGAGACUAUCAAAGUGGCCGAACUUCUCUACGAUGUCAAUCGAAGGCUUAGGACCGUCACGGACUACCUCCUUAGAUAG
This is a messenger RNA of Penicillium cinerascens, 216 nucleotides long. RefSeq lists its product as uncharacterized. The transcript has 2 exons. The record is from RefSeq and is a predicted model, not a curated record. Lineage: Eukaryota; Fungi; Ascomycota; Eurotiomycetes; Eurotiales; Aspergillaceae. The coding region runs from base 1 to 216 and encodes 71 amino acids.